AUGUCUUACUGGAAGAGUUCAACAGGAACGGGUGUAUUUGUCUUCUCUGGUUAUGUUGCUGCUCAAUUUGCUGGUCCAUCUAUCAUUUUGUCUUUUGGUAUCGCCGGAAUAGCAGCAUGUCUUUGUGGGUUGUCUUAUGCAGAAUUAUCAUCAAUGAUUCCCAUUUCCGGCUCAGCUUAUACUUACACCUAUACGUCAUUGGGUGAAAUUUUUGCAUGGAUCGUCGGAUGGGAUCUUCUUCUACAAUACAUAUGUGCUGGAGCAACAGUUUCUGUUGGAUGGUCAGGUUAUGUUGUCUCGUUGUUUCAAAGAUUAUUUAAUAUCGAAGCAAUUCAUGCAAUAACUCGACCACCUUUUAGAUGGAAUGAAACAACUAGUUCAAUUGUAAAAACAGAUGGCGGUAUAAAUCUACCAGCCAUAUGUAUUGUGUUUGUGGUUACAAUUAUUCUUCUUAUCGGUGUGCGUGAAUCACUUCGAUUUAAUCUAGUUAUUGUUACGAUAAAAUUGUGCGUCAUUCUUUUGUUCACUGGUGUUGCCUUUUUUUAUGUGAAGUUGGACAAUUACAAACCAUUUAUACCACCAAAUCAGGGCACAUUCAAUCAGUUUGGUGUAACGGGAAUGCUACAUGCCUCCACCAUUCUCUUCUUCGCUUACAUUGGUUUUGAUGCUGUUGCAACAGCUGCACAAGAAACUAAAACACCGGAGAAAGAUGUUCCGCGUGGUAUUCUCCUGUCUCUGCUCCUUUCAGCCGUCAUAUAUAUUCUCGUUUCUAUAGCUCUUAUUGGUGUCGUUUGUUACAAAAACCUUGAUGUUUCAUAUCCGCUCUCCUUAGCUAUGGAAAUGAUUGGAUCAGACCGUUUGGCUGUCAUAGUCGAUUUAGGCAUAGUACUAUCAUUAACGGGUGUUAUACUUGUAAAUAUUCUUGCACCAUCACGAAUCUUAAUGACCAUGGCACAAGAUGGACUAUUUAUGCCAUUCAUAGCAAAAUUACAUCCAACAUUUAAAACUCCAUAUCGAGCUACAAUUAUCACAGGUAAAGAAUGCUCAGGGGUAAAAAAAUUGACAAAAAAACGCGUUUUCUUUUCUUUCUUAACGAUCAUAAAACGCGUUAAAUGUCUCAAAACCAACACUUUGAUUUUGUCGCUUAAAUGCGGUUUUUUAAUCUAUUCGCUUUUGAUAACGCGUUUUUCGGAAUUCCAUAAUGCGUUAGAGAACGCAUUUUUUGAUCAAUGUGGACAACAAUGAAAACGUUAAUUAACGCGUUCUGAAACGAUUCAAAAAGAAAAGCAGAGGGAAGAUACAGAGGCUUGAACCAUCAACUUUUGUCUCACCAUUCUUCCAGUUUUCCCAUUCGGCCAUAUCCUCUUGACAUUACAUCAGCUGACAACAAACUAAUGGAGAGCAGUAAAAUAAGUACUUAAUGAAGAAUUUCAAUUUCAAGAAACCGUUAGAACGGCAAGAAAAACGCGUUUUUCCGAACGCGUUAGCGAACGAUCGUUAAAGGAGCUGUUUAAACUCGUUUUUUGUCGUUCAAAACUUUAGAAUAAUGCGUUCUUCGACAACGCGUUUGCUGACGAUCGUUGAAUUAGCCGUUUUCUGGCGUUUUCUAACGACGUUAAAAUGGCAGAACUUCGAAUUUUUUUCUUUUUGCAAACGUGUUUAGAAACAAAAUUAUCGAAGAACUCGUUAUUCUAAACUUCUGAACGACAAAAAAUGGGUCUCAUAUCACCCGACAAAAAAAAUUAAGUUCGUUUUGAGUUGCUGAAAAGUGCUUUUCCGGAUUCAGCAACCCUGCAGUUUUUCUAUUUUUGGCGAGGGGUACUUCCGAAAGUUUUCGAACAAAAUGGCGCAAAAAAAUUCCAUGGGAAAAUAAUAUUGGUUUCAAAAACUUUUCUAAACUUUCGAAGUACCCCUCGUCAAAAAUAGAAGAUUUCGUGAGUUAUCGAGUGUGCUGAAUCCGAAAAAGCACUUUUCAGCAACUCACAACAAACUUUAUUGUUUUUCCGGCGAUAUGUUUAACGAUUGAUCGCUAACGCGUUUUUCGUGCCGUUUCUAUCGAUCUUUUCCGUCCGGGUAACAGUAGAAAUCUUUGCCGAUCAUAUGUAUCUGUUAAAUCCCAUUAUACUUUUAGGUAUCAUUGUUGCGCUAGCUGGUGGUUUUCUUCCAAUCGAUAUAUUAUCUCAACUGACUUCAAUCGGUACUUUAUUUUCUUUUAUGAUGGUACAUAUUAGCCUCAUAAUAAUGCGUUAUACUCAUAAGACAAUUCAUCGACCAUUUCGUGUUCCAUUCGGUGCUCUAUUCUUACCUUCUCUAGGAAUUUUAAUCUGUCUCUUAUUGAUGAUCAGUAGUUCUUUGAUAACGAUAAUUCGCCUAUUUGUAUGGAUGGGUAUAGGACUCAUCAUUUAUUUCGUAUAUGGAAUUCGCCAUUCAAAAAAUUAUCAAGAAACAAUACCAUGGGCAGAUAUUCAACAAGAUAAUUAUCAACGACAAUUUAGCUUGGAAACAAUGAAACUAUUGAACAGUGAAGAACUUUCUCUAGCAAAAGAAUGAUUAUGAUUCUACCAUUACGGGAAUCGAUUGUCUAUUAGCUGUCUGUUUAUACAGGGUAGUUGAAUUUUAAGCUCAUAUGUGAUUUUCGUUCAAAACUGAAAAAUGGAUAGGUAGGCCUUUUCAUCUAGGUGAUCCUGUCUGCUUUUAAACUAUGGAGAAACAGACUCUUUCUAACACAUUUCUAACACGUUUUUUCCUAAAAGAUCCUAUUUUGAAUUUCCAUCAAUCUACACGACUCUUUAUUUUAUCAAUAUUUUCGUUAGAGACAAAUGAUUUCACAUUAAGACGCACCCGGGGUCAUUAGAACUUGAUCAAGAAAAGUUUUCGACAUUCUUCUCGUAACUUUGUAAGCUUAAAACUUUUCACGAAACUUCCAAUGCAAAAGUUGUAGAGGAUGCUACGAAUGUUGAAGGUUUGGGAUGGGAAGUCAUUUUGUCGUUUAUUUUAAUGUUUGUUAUUUUACAAACAUGAACACGUGGACCACUGACAGCAUUAGCAGUUGAAUCUAUUAUUAUAUUUAAUACAAUAUUAGAUAGUCAAAUAAAUUCGUCAUCAAUGAAUCCAUUUCUUACACUAGGACCAGCAUUGAUGAGUUCGAGUCAAGAUGGCAACACUCG
Molecule: messenger RNA, 3167 nt
Organism: Didymodactylos carnosus
Lineage: Eukaryota; Metazoa; Rotifera; Eurotatoria; Philodinida; Philodinidae
Source: the annotation of a GenBank genome assembly